Messenger RNA from Dendrobium catenatum, 1433 nucleotides. RefSeq names its product probable methyltransferase At1g27930. Lineage: Eukaryota; Viridiplantae; Streptophyta; Magnoliopsida; Asparagales; Orchidaceae. The record is from RefSeq and is a predicted model, not a curated record. The coding region runs from base 220 to 1044 and encodes 274 amino acids. The transcript has a single exon. Gene Ontology annotation, biological process: xylan biosynthetic process.
AACCAACCAAAAAUAAUAAUAAAAGCCUGCCUAACCACCUAAUCCUUUAUCUACUGCUAACAAUUGGAUGUCAUUGACCUCCUACCAUCAUAAUAAAACUUAAUUCGCACGCCAGCUGGUCCCUUCAGCAUCAAGCAAACCAAAAAAUAGAGAAUGGGCUACAAGAAGAAAUCAUUUCCUGUAUCCUAACAUUAUUAGAAUCGAACGAGGCUUUCACAAAUGCCAUCAAAGAAGAAACUUUUCUUCCUUUUCAUCCUCAUCUCAUCCACAUUGUCCAUCUACAAACUCAUCAAAAUCACUAUUACCGCAAGGAGCCCUUCCAUCCGCCUACCAGGAAUCCCCUGCUCCCCAAAAUACUCACCUUUUGAACCUCACAAGCUCACGCGUCACACAAUCUUCCAGGAAGAAGCGCCACUCACCCUCAAAGAGCUCAACCUUCUCUCAAGCAUUAUAGCCCGAAAUCAAAGCCGUAACCUUCUCUUCUUUGGUCUCAAUCCGCAAUUCCUUUCCCUUGCAGAAGCUAACAUCGGGGGCUCGGCGAUCUUCCUCGAAGAUGAUUUUGAAAGGAUUCGAAAAUUUCACCGCAAAACAUAUAGAAAUGUUGCUGUUCAUAUGGUCAGAUAUAAUGAAAAGGCUGGCAAAGCUUAUGAGCUACUUAAGCAUGGAAGAGAGCAUAAACAUUGUAGUCGAAAAGCAAUUAAAUAUGUUGGUGGCUCAAGAUGUAGGCUGGCAUUAAGUAGCCUCCCGCAAGAAAUUUAUGAGAAGACUUGGGAUGUUGUGGUGGUCGAUGGGCCAAGAGGUGACAAGCCAGAAGCACCAGGGAGAAUGGCUGCAAUCUACACGGCGGCGAUAAUAGCAAGGAUGGGAAGUGGUACUGAUGUAGUUGUGCAUGAUGUGGAUAGGAUGAUUGAGAAAUGGUACUCCUGGGAAUUCCUCUGUCAGGAAAACUUGUUUUCUGCAAAAGGGAAACUUUGGCAUUUCAGAAUCGAGGGGAGCUUUCUGCCUGAUGGCUUUUGCUCGGAAAAGAAGGUUCAGGUUCUGUGAGCACGUUUAUGCUUCAAUGUUGAGGCUAAAUUGGAAAAAACUAGAAAGAAAGACAACAGAGCUGGCGGUAAUAUAUAUAACAGUACCAAUCUCAUUUGACAAAAGGUAAACAUUGGCAAUUCCGUUUAUAGUUAUACAGCGAAUACACGGCUCAACUUGGCCUGUUGGUUGAGAGCUUAGACUUCCAACUAAGAGGUUUGGGUUUGAGUCUUUGUGUAUGCGUUGUGUGUUUGAGUUUGCCUUAAAUGGCCUAAAUGUCCCAAAAAAAAGUUAUACAGUGAAUGGAGGAAGUAUCUUCGUUGAAAUUAAUUCAGCAUAUUAUAAGAAUGAUGUCAUGCAUAAAAGAAUUUGGCUACAAUUUUUCUGCUGAAAUAAAUGAAAGAUUCUGA